AGGAUCUAUCAACUGGAACAUGGACCCUGCGACAACACAGACACUCCCUGGCCUUCAUCCUCCUCACACUCUCCUAAGGUUAAACCAGACCUCAGACAAUGCCAGUAGUAGUAAUUCUAUCACUAGAUCCAGUGGCAAAGAGAAGCGCUUCCCGUGUUCGUUCUGUGGAAAAGUCUUCAGUUUCCCCCAACAGGUGGAGAUCCACCAGAGGAUGCACACGGGGGAGAAACCGUUCGGCUGCAACUUGUGCCGGGCCAGUUUCUCCCACUCAUCCAGCCUGAAGAGGCACCAGAGGGUCCACACGGGGGAGAAACCGUUUGGCUGCCACCUGUGCCGGGUCAGUUUCUCCCACACGUCCAGCCUGAAGAGGCACCUGAAGGUCCACACAGGAGAGAGGCCGUUCACCUGUACGCACUGUGAGAAGAGGUUCUCAGAGAGGAGCUACCUCAGGUUACACCAGCAGAAAAUGCACACGGCCCAUGUAUAGAGUAUAGUGACAUGUAAUGUAGUACUAGUUAGUUUAUAGUUAAUUAUGUUUGUUUUGGAUGUAGUAGGGAACUGGAUGAGGUGAACUGAGGAAAUAAUGAGUAUGGUGAAGCAGAGUAGAUGAUAUUGUGAUGGUGUCUGUAAAAAUGCUUUACUGAUGAAAAGUGACAACCUUGUCCUGUUGUUUGAUGCUGGUGUUUAUAAUGAGGAAAUGAUAGUGCCUUAAUUCAUGUUUACUUGACAUGAAAUAGUGAAGCUGUAUGCACAACUUUGGCCCUCCUGUAGCUCAGUUGGUAGAGCAUGGCGCUUGCAAUGCAAGGGUUGUGGGUU
Molecule: messenger RNA, 816 nt
Organism: Coregonus clupeaformis (lake whitefish)
Lineage: Eukaryota; Metazoa; Chordata; Actinopteri; Salmoniformes; Salmonidae
Product: gastrula zinc finger protein XlCGF49.1-like
Exons: 1
Coding region: 20-487 (155 amino acids)
Biological process (GO): regulation of transcription by RNA polymerase II
Cellular component (GO): nucleus
Molecular function (GO): DNA-binding transcription factor activity, RNA polymerase II-specific; RNA polymerase II transcription regulatory region sequence-specific DNA binding
Source: RefSeq, a predicted model, not a curated record